AUGAAUCCUCUCAUCCCAUUUGCAAUCACUAUUCUUGUAUGUCUCUCCCCUCUUCCCACACUCACCGCCGUUGUCCUAGACACCAACGGUGAGACGGUACGUAACAGUGGCGGAUCCUACUACGUCGUCCCAUACGACGGUAGUGGAGGUCUCAGCCAAACAAAAAGAGUAGGGAGCUCACCAUGCCCACUCUAUAUAACUCGUCAAGCUAACUCCCUCGGCGUACCAGUGAGGAUAUCUUCCCCUCUUAGAAUAAUCGAUAUUCUAGAAUCGACUCGUGUUAGUAUUACCUUCGUAACCGACGUUACGACUUGCGAGGGGCUGGGGUGGCAAGUGACCACCGGUGGACAAUCGUAUGUGACUACCGAUGGUGAUGAUUUCAAUUAUUCAUUCGCCAUUGAGGUGGCUGGGAAAAAGAAGAAUACUUAUAAGAUAAGGACUUUAUGUACAUCGUUAGAAGGUGGAGUUGAAAAAAAUUGUGGUGAUUUAGGUAUUAUUAAGGAGAAUGGGUUGUUGGGUGUCACAAAUGAAAAACCACUUAUUGUUCAGUUUAAGAAAGCCAGCGAUCCUGGUGAGAAUAAUCUUGGAAAGUCAAUUAUGUAG
Messenger RNA from Chenopodium quinoa (quinoa), 603 nucleotides. RefSeq names its product trypsin inhibitor BvTI-like. Bases 1 to 603 code for a protein of 200 amino acids. NCBI's taxonomy places the organism in Eukaryota, Viridiplantae, Streptophyta, Magnoliopsida, Caryophyllales, Amaranthaceae. Gene Ontology annotation, molecular function: endopeptidase inhibitor activity. The transcript has a single exon. The record is from RefSeq and is a predicted model, not a curated record.